AUGGCCAGUCGUCGAAAAUCCGUAUUAAUUGCGGCUCUGUGUUUAGUCUUUUGGGCCUGCGCUAGCUUGGCCCAGGAGAACAAUGUCCUGUUUGAGACCAUCAACUUCCUGCGUCGCGGUCAGGCGGAUCUCGAGCUGGAGAACUAUGACAACAAUCUGGUGCUGGACGCGGAGUAUGACUUUAUUGUUGUGGGUGCCGGCACGGCGGGCUGUGCUCUCGCCGCCCGCCUCUCCGAAAAUCCCCAGUGGCGCGUUCUACUCCUGGAGGCCGGCGGACCCGAGCGUCUGGUCAUGGAUGUACCCAUAGUGGCGCAUUUCCUGCAACUGGGCGAAAUGAACUGGAAGUAUCGGACACAGCCCUCGGAUCAUGCCUGUUUGGCGAUGAACAAUAACCGCUGCAACUGGCCACGAGGCAAGGUAGUUGGCGGCAGUUCUGUGCUCAAUUACAUGAUGUACACACGCGGCAAUCGCAGGGAUUACGAUCGCUGGGAGGAGCUGGGUAACCCCGGCUGGAGCUUCAAGGAUGUUUUGCCUUACUUCAAGAAAUACGAAGGAAGCAGUGUACCCGAUGCCGAAGAGGAUUAUGUGGGUCGCAAUGGUCCCGUUAAGGUUAGCUAUGUGAACUGGCGUUCCAAGAUCGCUGAGGCCUUUGUGGAUGCCGCCCAGCAGGAUGGUCUGAAGUAUAGGGACUAUAAUGGAAGGAUACAGAAUGGAGUGGCCUUCCUGCAUACCACCACCAGAAACUCAACCAGAUGGAGCUCCAAUCGCGCCUAUCUGUAUCCCCUGAAGGGCAAACGCAGUAAUUUGCAUGUUAAGAAACAUGCUCUGGUCACCAAGGUCCUGAUUGAUCCUCAAACCAAGACUGCCUAUGGUAUUAUGGUUCAAACCGAUGGACGCAUGCAGAAGAUCUUGGCAAGAAGGGAGGUUAUUGUGUCGGCAGGAGCUAUCAAUACCCCACAGCUGCUGAUGCUGUCUGGGGUGGGUCCAGCGAAGCAUCUCCGGGAGGUGGGCAUUAAGCCCAUAGCUGACCUGGCCGUUGGCUAUAAUCUGCAGGAUCAUACGGCACCGGCUGUUACCUUUACCACGAAUGCUACGUCUUUGAAGUUUGAAGAUUUCGCGGAUCCCACUUUGAUCAACAGAUUUAAUAGGAUGGAGGGUCCCUAUGGUUCACCUGGCGGCUGUGAGGCCAUUGCCUUCUGGGAUUUGGAUCACGAACGCGACGAGGACGGUUGGCCGGACAUUGAGCUAUUUUUGGUGGGUGGAUCCAUGUCCUCCAAUCCGGCUAUAUCGCGUGCCUUUGGCCUAAAGAAGUCCAUCUACGAUUCGCUGUUUGCUGAAAUCGAGGAUAAGUCACUCAAUGCUUUUAUGAUCUUCCCCAUGAUCCUGAGGCCCAAGAGUCGCGGUCGCAUCAUGUUGAAAAGCAGCGAUCCGUUCAAGUAUCCCUUGAUUCAUGCCAAUUACUUUGCCCAUCCCUAUGAUGUGGACAUCUCUGUCCGCGGACUCCUGAAGGCCAUCAGUUUGAUGAAUCAGCGCGGCAUGGAGGCCAUCAAUGCCAAGCUGUGGGAACGCAAGAUCCCCACCUGCAAGCAGCAUCCCUACAAGAGUUGGGCCUACUGGGCCUGCUAUGUCCGUCACUUCACCUUCACCAUUUACCACUACUCGGGUACGGCCAAAAUGGGACCCAAAUCGGAUCGGGCGGCAGUGGUCGAUGCCCGUUUGAGGGUCCAUGGCAUUAAGAAUCUUCGAGUGGCCGAUGCCAGCAUCAUGCCGGAGAUUAUGUCCGGUCAUCCCAAUGGGCCAGUGUUUAUGAUUGCCGAGAAGGCGGCGGAUAUGAUCAAGCAGGAUCACGGUUUCAUACAAUAG
Molecule: messenger RNA, 1863 nt
Organism: Drosophila kikkawai
Lineage: Eukaryota; Metazoa; Arthropoda; Insecta; Diptera; Drosophilidae
Product: glucose dehydrogenase [FAD, quinone]
Molecular function (GO): oxidoreductase activity, acting on CH-OH group of donors; flavin adenine dinucleotide binding
Source: RefSeq, a predicted model, not a curated record